Messenger RNA from Clarias gariepinus (North African catfish), 3635 nucleotides. RefSeq names its product FOS like 2, AP-1 transcription factor subunit (gene fosl2). The transcript has 5 exons. NCBI's taxonomy places the organism in Eukaryota, Metazoa, Chordata, Actinopteri, Siluriformes, Clariidae. Gene Ontology annotation, molecular function: RNA polymerase II cis-regulatory region sequence-specific DNA binding; DNA-binding transcription factor activity, RNA polymerase II-specific. Gene Ontology annotation, biological process: regulation of transcription by RNA polymerase II. The coding region runs from base 255 to 1151 and encodes 298 amino acids. The record is from RefSeq and is a predicted model, not a curated record. Gene Ontology annotation, cellular component: nucleus.
GCACUAUAGUGCCAUUAAAGUGAGUCAUCCUUCAGCAAAACUCAGAAAAAAAAUCCCGCACCGAGCAGAAGGAAGUGCUGUGAGUCACGGGUAGGGACGGAACAGGACCGAGGGGCGCACCAGCACUGAGCUCAUUCCACAAAGAGUACUGCAGCAGCAGCAGCGGCGCGUCCCCGGUGAGACUGGACUCGUUCACGGGAGGAACAGGCGGCAGUCCGAUCUCAGCCUCCGGAUACCAGAAGUACAGAGUUGACAUGCCUGGCUCGAGCAGUGCCUUUAUUCCAACCAUUAAUGCCAUAACCACCAGCCAGGACUUGCAGUGGAUGGUUCAGCCCACAGUCAUCACAUCUAUGUCUAACCCAUACACGCGCUCUCACCCAUACGGCCUCACGGUGCCCAGCGGUCCCGGCCUCCUCGGGCACACAGCCCUCACACGCCCUGGGGUCAUCCGCUCCAUUGGAGAUGCCCGAGGACGACGCAAGAGAGAUGAACAGUUAACACCAGAGGAAGAGGAGAAAAGGAGAGUGAGGCGAGAAAGGAACAAGCUGGCUGCUGCUAAGUGCCGUAACCGUAGGAGAGAGCUGACCGAAAUGCUGCAAGGGGAAACCGAGAAGUUGGAGGAGGAAAAGGCCGAUUUGCAGAAAGAGAUCGAGCUGCUCCAGAAGGAGAAAGACAAGCUGGAGUUCAUGCUCGUGGCCCACAACCCGGUCUGUAAACUUCCUCCAGACGAGCGGCACCAGAGCUCCCUACCUGAGCAGUGCGCCCCCCUGCCGCUGACCACCAUGCGUCCCAACCUACCGCCCCGGUCUGCGCUGAACUCCCACAGUUCCAUCGUGGUGAAGCAGGAGCCCGUGGAGGACGGCGAGGAGCGGGAGCAGGUCAAGAGCCAGCAUUCGGUCAUCAAGCCCAUCUGCCUGGGUGGAGGGAUGUACUGCUCAGACGGAGACAGCCUCAACACCCCCGUGGUUGCCGCUUCCACUCCGGUGUCGACCCCCAGCAACCCCACCCUCAUCUUCACCUACCCCAACAUGCUGGAGCCCGAAAGCCCUUCGCCCUCCUCCGAGUCGUGCUCCAAGGCCCACCGGCGCAGCAGUAGUAGCGGAGAUCAAUCCUCAGACUCGCUCAACUCACCCACCCUGCUGGCUCUCUGAGAAACACAGCUCAGCGCUCGCUCUUUAGCCCUUUCAGCUCAGCACUCUUAAACAACAGGUCCCCUACACGGGACGGACCCGGAACCUCAUCUCUACGGAGCCGAGAACUCUCAAGGGCUACCUUGCUCGUCUUAUUUAAACACCUCGAAAAGGGAACUGUUUUUUUUUUCCUUUCUUUCUUUCUGAUUUUCUUUUUUUGUUUUUUAACCAUUUAUGCCCACCUGCCAUUUCAGCUACAAAGAACAACCAGGACUGAAAACGUAAGAAUCAAAUGGUGAGAAAGACAAGAGGUGACCAACAGUCUGGGGCGGAAAAUAAAAGUAUUUCCUGUUUGUUCACAAAAGUUCGAGACGUAUAAAAGGGAUGGAGGAGACACGCGGAUGUUUGUGUGUGUGUGUGAGUGUGAGAAACGUCACAUCCCUGUUCGGUACACGGUCUGCGAUGGGACACUACAGAAUCAAGCACAUGUCUUCAAAACCAGCGUGACAUUUACAUGAUUUUGUCUUUUUGUAUUUAUGAUGUGUUCAAAUUGUCCAGGUGUAUAUUGUGUCCUGCUGUUUUAAAAAUGAUGUCCCGGGUUCACUGGUUGAGCCUGAAAUUCCUGACAGAAAAGAAACAACCAUGUAUUAUUAAAGGCUGACCUCUUCAACUCGAUCUCUACCUGGCAUGUUGCAAACCUUUACAUUAUGAGGGUUUUUUUUCUAUGUAUAUUAAAACAAAAACAUACACACAAGUUAAUGUCAGGGAUUUUUCUUGUUGUUGUUGUUGUUGUUGUUGUCUGUGUGAGCGAGUCACACGAGCAUUAAUGAAAGCAAUCAAGUCAGAACACAGGAGUGUGUACCUGAGGACAAACUCUAGCCAUAUUCGGUUCAGCCUCAAACCCUUUACACGGCAAUACUGCUUUAUCUUGGGGCAGACACUGUGGUAUUAAAACGGAAACGAUGACUUUUAUAAUGUACUUUUACGGCUUGAUCUGUAAAUGUCUUUUUUUUUCUUAUUUCUUUUUUUUUUUUUGGUGCGGAGUUGCGCCCGAGACACGACCAAGCCAAACGGGCGCUCGUCCCACUGGUUCGGCCUCGAUGCCCAGACACGAGACCAGAUGCACUAUUGUUACUGCACUCUGAUUUUAAAAGAAAAGAAAACGGCAUUCCUCUUACAGUCGACCUUUAACAGGACAGUGACUGAUGCCCGAGUGGACCGGAACAACGAUAAUCCCUAAAAAAAAAACACGUCUCAUUUCUGGUUGUGAAGAACGAAUAAUCAAUUGCAAUAUUUCUGAGUAAACUGUUUACUAUAAUUAAACAUUCCUUGCUGUGGUGGGGCGGGGUAGGGCGGGGUAGGGCGGGGCCGCGGAGACCUCUCCUGAUUGGUCGCGAGACUGAAGAGAACAAAAUGUUGACUUGAAGAUUUGAAGGAUUGUUCUUUGUCACUUAUUUAUGUCGGGGAUUUUCAAGCAAGUGAUGUUUUCAAGUGUUUUAAAGUGGGAGGUUAAUGUGGAAAUCAAUACAAUACCAAAAAAAGGGAGAAAGGGAGAGAGAGAGAGAGAGAUAAUGAAAUAAAGUGUGUAAAGACUGAAUUGUAUCCAGUCUGCCUGUGAGUCCUUAAACUAUAUAGAUCAAGCCAUCUUUCAGCCCUCUGUACAUGUCCUGCUUUCCGACCAACAGUUUCUCUUUUGUAAUUGCUUUAACUGUUUUAAAGACAGAAAAACAAUGACAAAAAAACAGCAAUAUGUAUGUCAGUGUUUGUUCCUUUGAUUAUUUAAAUGGAUUAUUAUUAUAAAUAAUAAUAAAACAUGCAAAUGGUAUUCUCGAUAGUUGUAUUUUUCUUGUCCAUAAACUUUUUUUUUUUUUUUUUUUUUGGAUUAUGUUGGUGGGUAUCUCAUGCUUGUUGAAGUUCUUCUUCUUCUUCUUCUUCUUCUAUUAAGUCGCUCUGUAUUUGGAUGAAUGCACCUCUCUCAUCCAUCACAUCCUAAGUAGGCAAUAACACUCCACCGUUUAUUUUAAUUUUAUUUUUUAAUUUAAAUAAACACAGCCAUAUGCAAAUGUGCACUACUUAACACAGCGACGCAUUGCCAGUAUUGCGCAGUUCGUCACGAGAAAAUAUUUGAACAAACAAACAAACAAAAAAAAAAAAGAUUUUUUUGAUCUUUAUCGUUUCGCUUUUCAAAUCAAUUCGAGUGCUUUUGCGAAGAUUUGAUGCGAGGAUAAAAAUUUAUUUUAGGAUGGACCCGUAUCCAUGGGCAGAACCGAACCGGUGGGCAAGGUGCAUUCAAUACCUGCUAUUAUAUCAUAUUUUUUAUGGAUAUGAGUGGAUGACUCAGUAUUUCACCUGAUGAAAUGAUGUAAUAAAUCCUGAUUCUUUACUUGGUUCACAUGGUGUUAGGAAUGUUUGAAACAAAAACAAAACAAAAAAAAAUAUUCAAAGGCUUUUGCAGUUGUGUGUGUGGAGCUGUAUGUGUCUGUUGUGAAAAGGUCUUACUUUUAA